AUGUCAAAUUUCAACUUAGGAAAAAAGCUUUUACCAUCUAAAAAAGCAUGGAAGAGCUUCACCAACAAGUUACAAUCAAGAUUACACAAGCUCAAGCUUUCAAAAGCUAUCAAAAGUUCUAAAAACCUUUGCAUUAGAGCUUACAACUACAUUUUCCCAAUUAUUACUCGAAAAUUCUACUCCUUGAUCAAUCGUUCUUCACCACCGCGUACUCGUCGAAAUUUUUAUCAUAAUUACUACCAAUACCAACAAUGUCACAAGGGUACUUCACCUAUAUACGUGGACCAACUCUUCCCCGAACCUAUACAGAAAUCGGAAAAAACUCAUAGUCGUAAAAUAUCCGCGCCUCAGGCUAAAGAAUUCGUUGCUUCAAGUAGCAAUGUUAAUGUUAAUAGAAGAAGAUUGGAUCAAGAAGAACAAGAGAUUAUUUUGAGGGCUAUUGAAAAAAAUACUACUUUGAAAAAAGGUAAAGUCGUCAUUGAGAGUGGUACUAAUUAUAGAACAUGUGAUAAUAUUGAUGAAUGGAGAACUCCUUCAAUGCCACAUAUAAAUGGAGUGGAUAGAAGAGCUGAAGAAUUUAUCUCUAAGUUUCGUGAAGAUAUGGAGCUUGAAAGGCAACAAUCCAUUCUUGAUUUUCAAGAAAUGUUGGCUAGAGGUGCUUAA
Messenger RNA from Lycium ferocissimum, 663 nucleotides. RefSeq lists its product as uncharacterized. The coding region runs from base 1 to 663 and encodes 220 amino acids. NCBI's taxonomy places the organism in Eukaryota, Viridiplantae, Streptophyta, Magnoliopsida, Solanales, Solanaceae. The record is from RefSeq and is a predicted model, not a curated record. The transcript has a single exon.